CUCAGCGGCUUCCCAGCCCGAAGCGCUCGGCGCUGCGCUGGUUCCGCUGCGCGUACCGAAGCGGUUGGAUCUAUCAGGCAAGGAGCGGAGGGUUUCGCGUUGCUGUCAUUUUGCUCCGCGGCUGAUGUCAGGGCUGUAGUCGAGAGAUCGCCUUCGCAGGGCAGCUGCACCUGGAGGUCCUUCGUGACGGCGCGGCUGUUUGGUGGUUGCGCCGAGGAGAGAUGGGGCGCGCCGCGGAUCUGGGGCUGAUCCUCUUGCUCUGGGUUGCUUCGGAGCCCCGGCUGGUCGAUUCAGACUCACCGGUUUCACUGGAUCCACCAUCCCUUAGUAUCCAAAAAUCAAUUAUUACUGUAACUGCGAACGAUACACUACAAAUAAGUUGCAGUGGUGAAAGAGCUUUGGAAUGGCUUUGGCCAAACAACCAGACAAGUUCUGAAAACCGUAUAGCUGUGACUGACUGUACAGACAACGCCUACUGUAAGAUGCUGACGCUUACAAAGGUCAUAGGCAACGACACAGGGGCCUACAAGUGCUUUUACCAAGACAACAGUACAAUGUCAAGUAUUUAUGUUUAUGUGCAAGACUUUACAGACCUUCCAGACUACAGGUCUCCGUUUGUGACAUCUGUUAGUGAUCAGAUUGGUGUUAUAUAUAUUACGAGGAACAAAACAGUGGUGAUACCAUGCCUUGGGUCUACAUCAAACCUAAAUGUGUCACUCUACGCGAAGUAUCCAGACAAAAUAUUUGUUCCUGAUGGUAAAUCCAUUACAUGGGAUAGUCAAAAAGGUUUCACUAUACCCACCAUCUUGAUCAGUGACGUGGGCAUGGUCUUCUGCAAAGCUAAGAUAGAUGGUGAAAACUAUCAAUCUGUGAUGUACAUUGUGGUGGUUGUAGGAUAUAAAAUUCAUGACCUUACUAUGCAUCCUCCUCAUCAAGUGGAACUGGCAGUGGGAGAGAAGUUAUCUAUAAACUGUACUGCAAGGACUGAGCUGAAUGUGGGGAUAGUCUUUGAAUGGGACUACCCAGCAAACAGAGCCCCUGCAAACAAGAAAAGGCAUGUUACCAUAAGGGAUGGAAAGACCCUGUUGGGUGAUGAAGUGAAGAAGUUUGUAAGCACUCUCAUCAUAGAGCACGUGACCUUAAGCGAUGCAGGCCAUUACAGCUGCACAGCCUCCAGCAGCCGUAUGAUGAAGAAAAACAGCAUUAACGUCAUUGUUCGUGAAAAACCUUUUAUCACUUUGGGUAGAAUGCCAACUUUGGUGGAGACAAGACUGAGUGAACCAGCUAAAAUUCCUGUGAUUUUCAAAGGGUAUCCAGCUCCAGAAGCAAAAUGGUAUAAAAAUGGAAAGCCCAUAGUUGCAAAUCGCACUAUUAAACUUGGUUACUCCUUGACAAUUACUGAAACAAGUGAAAGAGAUGCUGGGAAUUAUACUGUUGAGCUGACCAACCCCAUUAACAAGGAGCGGGAGAAGCACACAUUUCGUCUAGCUGUGAACGUUCCACCUCAAAUCGAAGAGAAUGCUCUUUUAGCUCCUGCGGAUUCUUAUAAAUAUGGCUCCACACAAAUCCUAACAUGUACAGUGUAUGCAGUUCCAGCAGUGGCCAAGAUUCAGUGGUACUGGCAGUUUGAGGAAGAGUGUACCUUCAGCCCACAGCACGCUGGACUAGGGAACAAUCCCUAUGCUUGUAAAAAAUGGAAAAACAUAAUGGACAGAAGAGGUGGAAAUCAGAUUGACCUCGUAAAAUCUCAGUUUGUUACUAUUGCUGGGAAAAUGAAGACCGUAAGCAGCCUCGUAAUUCAAGCAGCAAAUGUGUCCGCUUUGUACAGAUGUGUCGCUAGUAAUAAAGCUGGAGAAAGCGAGAGGGUCAUCUCCUUUCACAUUACAAGAGGCCUUGAAAUUAAUCUUCAGCCCAAAAGCCAGCCUACUGAGAAGCACAAUGUGUCCUUGCAGUGCACAGCAGACAAGCUCACUUUUGAAAACCUGACCUGGUUUAAGUUAAGCCCUCGUGCUUCCCUGACGCGCCUUGGCAGGUUGCCCAUGCCUGUUUGCAAGAACCUGGAUGCUCUUCAAAAACUGAAUGCCACGGUGGCCAGCACCAGUGGGGACAAGGUUGCUAUGGCACUCCUUCUCUUUAGCAUUUCUCUCCAAGAUAGUGGGGAUUAUGUGUGCAUAGCUCAGGACAAAAAGACCAAAACACGACACUGCCUUGUUAAACACCUCACUAUUCAAGAACCAGUGGCACCUACCAUUACAGAGAAUCUGGAGAAUAAGACAACAAAUAUUGGUGAAACGAUUGAGGUCUCUUGCAUAGCAAAUGGUAUUCCGUCUCCACUCAUCACAUGGUUUAAAAACAAUGAAUCCCUUGUUGAAGAUUCAGGUAUUGUUCUGAAAGAUGAGAACAGAACACUCACCAUACGGAGAGUGAGGAAGGAAGAUGAGGGCCUCUACACUUGUCGUGCCUGUAACGUCCUGGGUUGUACGAAAGCAGCAACCUUUUUCGAAGUGGAAGGCACGGAUGAGAAAACGAACCUCGAGCUCAUUAUUCUGGUUGGAACGGCAGUAAUUGCCAUGUUCUUCUGGCUGCUCCUCAUCAUCAUUCUCCGGACGGUUAAACGGGCCAGUGGAGGGGAACUAAAGACUGGCUACCUCUCUAUCAUCAUGGAUCCUGAUGAAGUCCCUAUGGAUGAGCAAUGUGAGCGUCUCCCUUAUGAUGCCAGCAAGUGGGAGUUUCCUAGGGACAGGCUAAAGCUAGGUAAGCCGCUUGGUCGGGGAGCAUUUGGCCAAGUCAUUGAAGCUGAUGCAUUUGGCAUUGACAAAGCUACUGGCUGCAGAACCGUUGCUGUCAAAAUGCUCAAAGAGGGUGCCACACAUAGUGAACACAGAGCACUGAUGUCUGAGCUCAAAAUCCUCAUUCAUAUUGGCCAUCAUCUCAAUGUGGUGAACUUACUUGGGGCCUGCACAAAGCCAGGAGGUCCACUCAUGGUGAUCGUAGAAUUCUGCAAGUUUGGAAAUCUGUCCGUUUAUUUAAGAAGCAAGCGAAGUGACUUCAUUCCGUACAAGGCCCACAAUGUCAGGGCUAGGCAUGGAAAUGGUGACAUCUCAGCAGACCUGAAGAAACGCCUGGACAGCAUUGCAAGUAGCCAAAGCUCAACAAGUUCAGGUUUUGGGGAGGAGCGAUCACUCAGUGAUGUGGAAGAGGGAGAAGCAAUGUCUGAAGAUCCUUGCAAAAACCCUCUAAGCCUGGAGGACCUCAUCUGCUAUAGCUUCCAGGUGGCCCGUGGGAUGGAAUUCCUGGCAUCUCGGAAAUGCAUCCAUCGUGAUUUAGCAGCUCGCAAUAUCCUCUUAUCAGAAAACAAUGUGGUCAAAAUUUGUGAUUUUGGAUUGGCCCGCGAUAUCUACAAAGAUCCAGAUUAUGUCAGAAAAGGAGAUGCUCGACUACCACUAAAAUGGAUGGCGCCAGAAACCAUUUUUGAUAGAGUAUACACAAUUCAAAGUGAUGUGUGGUCCUUUGGAGUACUGUUGUGGGAAAUAUUUUCAUUAGGGGCCUCGCCAUACCCUGGUGUAAAAAUUGAUGAAGAAUUCUGUAGGAGGCUGAAGGAAGGAACCAGGAUGAGGCCUCCAGACUAUACAACACCUGAAAUGUACCAGACCAUGUUGGACUGCUGGCAUGGGGACCCCAAACAAAGACCUACUUUCUCAGACUUGGUGGAACACCUUGGAAAUUUACUGGAAGCAAGUGUUUGUCAGGAUGGUAAGGACUAUAUUAUCCUUCCACAAACUGCACUGCUGAACGUUGAAGAGGAUUCUGGACUGUCCUUGCCAACUUCACCUGUUUCCUGCAUGGAAGAAAAGGAAGUCUCUGAUCCUCAGUUCCUUUAUGACAACUCUUCAGAAAUGAGCCAGCACCGCAAAGGAAGUAAAAGAAAAAGCCGUCCUGUGAGUGUUAAGACCUUUGACUCUGUACCAGUAGAAAUCCCAGCAAAAGUGGUUCAAGAAGAUAAUCAGACAGACAGUGGGAUGAUUCUAGCAUCUGAAGAGCUAAGGACUCUAGAAGAGAAACCUAAGCAACUGAUGUUGCCCUUUAGUGGUCUGGUUCCCAGUAAAAGUAACGAAUCCGUUAUGUCCGAAGCUUCCAAUCCAACAAGCGGCUACCAGUCAGGCUAUCACUCAGAUGACAUGGACACAACAGUUUACUCUGGUGAAGAGACAGAACUUUUAACUCUCAGGGAGGAUGCUUCUCAGACUUGCUGUGCAUUGCCAUACAGCCCUGGGGUACCUCUAAGUCCACCUCCUGUUUAAGAAAGCCUUCAGAAGAAGCAUUAACUGGAACUUUUGCAUAACAUUGCCUUUUUCUUAAACCAGUGAUAUUUGAUACCUGGAACAUCUACAUUCACAGGAAUAGGGAAAAGUAUGCGUUAUUCCACAUCUUCUUGGACAAGAUGACACAGAAUGCUAAAUGGAACAGAGGAUCCAAAGUCAUUGCUUGAGAGAGCUUAAACUAAGUCACCAAAUAGAGUUUACACCUGUGACUUUGUGGUUUCGUGACAAAGAGAGCAUUGCAGCCUUUGGGACAUCCUUGAAGGGUUAUGCUGACACCCCGUUGCUGUGCAAUUGUGUGAAGAUGGAAUAGUGUUUGGCUACAAUACUUUGGACUUUCAGACUUGUCAAUGAUGAAGUAUGAACAGGCCCUGGGCAUUAAUCUUCAGGAAUUCAACAAUACAGCCAGUAUUGUUUCCUGACCUGUAACAUUCUCUUAAACUUGUAUUUCUCCCAUUAAAAUAAAUCUUCAGUAUAAAUGUCACUAAUAGAUACUGGUGAACCAGGGGAAUAAUGGUGAAAUACAUAUGAGACUACUAGUCAAAAGAAGAGCUACUCUUUUUGAAAAAGGCUGUGCAGGCCUUUAUGAACUGAGGUUCUCCUUUCAAUGGAUGUUUCACACUGAAAUGACUCAAUAUGUACAGAAUUGGUGAAAUGAUCCAGGAGUUUUAACUGUAUGAUUUGGUGAUCAUCACUUUAUUUGAUCAACAGUGUAAGUUUGCCUUUGAGAUACAGAUCCAAGCUUCUUGCUAGGAAAAACAUGUCUCAAAUGUAGUUUCUAUGUAACCCAGCAAAUGUCAAUAAACUCAUAUGUAUUAAUGACAUUAAUUACUAGUUGCUCAGAUCUUCUGGCUGAUGUUGUUUAAUGUAGAAAUUGGUAGACCAUUUUCUGGUUCUUUCCCCUGCAGAGUUCUAAGAACUUAAACAAUGUAAAAAAAGGAAAAAAAAAAAAAAGGAAAAAACUCCUGUGCUAUUUGACUGAUGUUACUUUGUGGAUUUUUAUUCAUGAUUUUGAAUUUUGUAUAAUAUGUCAAGAGUUGGAAUCUCAUCAGUUAACAAGAAUGGCACAUAUAGUAUUUAUAGUUUGAGUAGAAAGAAAUAUAAUAUAUUAAAAUAAAUAUUAUAAAUAAUGACAAAGCAGUGGGCCUUUCUUCUUAGUAAACAUGACUCUUAAUUAGAAAUGACUUUAACCUCAGACUGAAAACUUUUGGAUGCAAUAAUUUUGCAUGUAAAUAUUUCUGUUUGUCACUUUGCCUAUAGUAGAUACAUUCUGUCUGCUGUGUCAUUUUUAUGCUUCCUUUUUGCAGAAAUCCUAUACAAUGGAUCAAUAAAUUAAAGUUGUGUUACUUUAUUUAUAUGUUCACAUUUUAUUGGGUGAUCCUUUCUCCUGCAAAACACAUUUUAGAAGUAGUGCAGAUCAGCAAAGGGAAAACCUCACACCUGGUUUGAAAGGAAGUUGGCUGUGCAUGUUUCUCUUUUUACAUGUAUUCUGUUUCAGGAACAAGUGGUAAUCUGUUGAUCUAUUUAGCACUCAUCUACCCUUCUUU
Messenger RNA from Varanus komodoensis (Komodo dragon), 5866 nucleotides. RefSeq names its product kinase insert domain receptor (gene KDR). The coding region runs from base 222 to 4301 and encodes 1359 amino acids. The record is from RefSeq and is a predicted model, not a curated record. Gene Ontology annotation, cellular component: membrane; signaling receptor complex. Gene Ontology annotation, biological process: multicellular organism development; positive regulation of angiogenesis; endothelial cell differentiation. Lineage: Eukaryota; Metazoa; Chordata; Lepidosauria; Squamata; Varanidae. The transcript is spliced from 30 exons. Gene Ontology annotation, molecular function: growth factor binding; ATP binding; vascular endothelial growth factor receptor activity.